GCUUAUAUUUUAUUUAAAAAUUAUCAAAAUAUCGAGCCUCAAUUAAUGUGCAAACGAUGGAAGGACUUUGCAGAACGUGCCUGGCAACCGUGGGGAUUGAAUGCUCGUCGGUAUCGGUAUUCAACGAGACGGAAAUGGGAGAUACAAUCGCGACCCUGUUGACGAAGUACUGUUGUUUAGAGAUAACAUAUGACGAUCAGCUGCCUAAGGAGAUAUGUUUGUCAUGCUUGAACGAGCUUAUUAUGACCAUUAACUUCCGACGCAAAUGCGUCAAUUCCGAGCAAAGUUUCCUUCAAAUGGUCGAGGACAAGCAAACCGAGACAGUUCCGGUCGAUGAGAACGAACAACCUGAACAGAAGCCGAUUCUCGUAGAAGUAUUGGAACAUCAAGACGAAACAAGUAGUCAAGUUCUCGCUGAAAGCCAGGCCGAUGAUGAACUGGUAGUUGAUUAUUACAGCACAGUAGAAAUGAUGAGCUUUCGCUGUUGCUUAUGUUCUGCAAUCUUAUAUAGCAAAGAGGACCAUCGAGAUCACGUCGAACUGGUACAUGAAAUCACAUUUCCUGGUGACACAACCCCAUUUGAUACACAUGAAACGUGCUUCAUAUGUGCGAGGGCAUUUGCAAGCUUGGACGAGUUAGAAGCUCAUCAGGGAAAAAGCUUCGAGGAAUUAUUCCAGUGUAACAACUGUGAAAAUAUUUAUGAAACCGCCGAGCAUGUGGUACAGCAUUACCAACAGGCACAUACAAUAAAAUUGGAAGAACACCACGAAAUGGUUGACUCUACGACAACUCAUGUAAAGAAAGUGCCAGAACAUAAAGUAAAAUUAGAUGCCCAUCCGAAGGAACGCUACUGCUGUGUUACGCAUUGUCAUGAUGUUUUCCCAGAUGAACAACAACUGCUUGCCCACGCUCAAGAGAAACAUAUACUCAAACUAAAGUACAAUCAAGAACGGAACGAUGUUACUAAUAAACCUUUUGUGUGCAACAUAUGCUUUCGAUCGUUUGGAUCAAUGAAAAAUUUGAAAGUGCAUCAAUUCGUUCGUGCCAACAAUGUCGAUGGAAAACAUUUUUCAUGCAUUCAUUGCUCGUUUCGAACAGUUAGUCGCAGUCUACUAACCAUACACGAGCGCUCAAAACACAGCGGAGAGCGACCUUUCAAAUGCAGCCACUGCGACAAACGAUUCUACAGUGAAAUGCAUCUUAAGAAUCACUUGGUAUGUCAUUCCGCUGAUCGACCGUUUCCAUGUUCUUUUUGCGAGAAAAGCUUCAGCCGGAAACGGAAUAUGGAGGAACACGUACGCUCCUGUCAUUCUGAGGAAAAACCUUUCAGUUGUGAGGUUUGCCCAGCCCGUUUCAAAGUGUCCCAACAUUUGCGUAUCCACGCUAGGAUACAUUCCGGAGAAAAACCAUACAAGUGUUCUUUCUGUAACAACAGCUAUUACCACAUAUCGGACCGGAAACGACACGAGAUGUCUCACACCGGAGAGAAACCACAUAAGUGCAAUAGCUGUGAAGCAGCAUUCACCAGAAAACGAACCCUCACGAUACACGAACGAACUCAUUCCGGUGAACGACCGUACUGCUGUACGAUAUGUGACAAAGGAUUCUGCCAAAAUGCAACCCUCAAGAAGCAUAUGGAACGGCACGUGGAAGAUGAGAUUAUGUUGACAUCGGAAGUUGUGGACGAUCCGAGCGAGUUUUACACGGGAGAAGUGUGACCUUGAUAUUAGAAA
This is a messenger RNA of Ochlerotatus camptorhynchus, 1733 nucleotides long. Its product is annotated as zinc finger protein 260-like. Gene Ontology annotation, cellular component: nucleus. The transcript has 2 exons. The coding region runs from base 57 to 1718 and encodes 553 amino acids. The record is from RefSeq and is a predicted model, not a curated record. Gene Ontology annotation, molecular function: zinc ion binding. Lineage: Eukaryota; Metazoa; Arthropoda; Insecta; Diptera; Culicidae.